AAGGAAGGAAGGAAGGAAGGAAGGAAGGAAAAGGGAAGGGAGGGAGGAAAGAGGAAGGGUCGGAGGGAAGUGAGAGAGCGCAAUCCAACCCUCCUCUCCAAAAACAUUCACCCCAACCUCGGAUUCCCGCGGUGCAAAACCCAUUUGGAAACGUUCCCUGCGCGGCGUUUUGCGCGGUCCCAGCAGGCAGCCGAGGCGGCUCUUCCGUCCCGGGACGGGCCCUUUUCUCUCCGGAGGGGGCGUCCCAAGCUGGCCCCCUCUUCCGCGGGGUGUCUGCCCGCCCUGGCUGGGCUCCAGAGCCUGGAGUUUCCAUGGCCUGGAUGUGCGCGCAAUUGCGCGCCCGGAGCCGCGGCGUUUGUAACCGUUGCAUCGGCUGCAGCUGCUGCGAGUACCCGCUGCCUGGCAGACCCGGGAGACAGAGGGACGGCUGGUUGCAUUCAGACGUGCAUCCUUGAGCGUGCAUGUGGCUCUCCUAACCGGCUCCGGUACGAAAAAAAAAGACGAGCCGGCGUACCUCGGCUGUUUUGUACAUCUGGCAGACUGGGGUGCUGUCUAAACCGGGCCGGCUUUUGUUCCAGCCCAGACCCAGCCCGCUUGUCGUCUGAACGGGGGCAGCAGCACCCGAGAGAACCAGAAAAAAAAGCUGCACUCUUGGAUACCUGGCUUGAUUCUCUGCUGACAAAUCCUGGCCUGGUCCAGGGGUGAAGACGCUGGUUCGAGUCGUGCCGCACAAGAGCCCCAUUUGUGUCGGAGGGGGGAGAGAAACAAAAGGGGGCGAGAGAGACACACGCAAGGACCACCUUUUUUUUCCCCUAUCUGCGAAAGGCCAUAAAUGAUCAGCCCCUAUGACCAACAUGAGCUGGAGUUUCCUUACCCGCCUGCUGGAAGAAAUUCACAACCACUCCACUUUUGUGGGGAAGAUCUGGUUGACCGUCCUCAUCGUCUUCCGCAUCGUCCUGACAGCCGUGGGGGGCGAGUCCAUCUAUUCGGACGAGCAGAGCAAAUUCACCUGUAACACCAAACAGCCGGGCUGCGACAAUGUCUGCUAUGAUGCCUUCGCCCCGCUUUCCCAUGUCCGCUUCUGGGUCUUCCAGAUCAUCAUGAUCUCCACCCCGUCUGUCAUAUACUUGGGCUACGCCAUCCACCGGAUCGCCAGGUCCUCAGAGGAGGAGAAAAAGAGAUUCCGGAGCUUCAAAAAGAAGAAGAAGCAGUUUGUCCUCAACUGGCAGGCGUCCCAUCAUCUGGAAGAUUCUUUGGGUGCCGAAGAAGAACCUAUGAUCUCUGAGGAGAUGGUGGAGAACGAAGAGAAGGAGAAGACCAAGGAAGAGGAGGAGAAGAAGAAGGGGCAGAAACAUGAUGGCCGGAGACAUAUCCAAGAAGAAGGGCUGAUGAAAAUCUACGUCUUCCAACUUCUCACCAGAGCCUCCUUCGAAGUCUGCUUCCUGAUAGGUCAAUACAUGCUCUACGGUUUCGAGGUGAGACCCUACUAUCUCUGCACCCGCGAUCCUUGUCCCCAUAAUGUUGACUGCUUUGUGUCCAGGCCCACGGAGAAGACCAUCUUCCUCCUGGUGAUGUAUGUGGUCAGCUGCCUUUGUCUGUUGCUCAACCUGGCGGAGAUGUGCCAUCUGGGCAUCGGUACCAUCCGGGAUGCCAUUCGUGAACGGAAAAUCCACAACGUCCGACAGCCACCGUACAAUUAUGCCGCCUACCCCAAAAACAUCUCUUGCCCGCCUGAGUACAACCUGGUGGUCAAAUCGGACAAAUCGGCCAAGAUCCCCAACAGCCUGAUGGCCCAAGAACAGAACUUGGCCCAUGUGGUCCAGGAGCAGCAGUGCACCAGUCCCGAUGAUAACAUCCCUCCCGAUUUGUCCAUCCUCCAUAAACAGUUACGGGUGGCUCAGGAGCAACUGGACAUCGUGUUCCAGAGUUACAACGGCACUCAGGGACACAGCCAGCCCUCCAGAACCAGCAGCCCGGGCUCCAGUGGGUCUAUGGCAGAGCAGAACAGGGCCAAUAUUGCGCAGGAGAAACACGGGACCAAGCCAAAAACCAGUUCGGAGAAAGACAGCGUCAACAGCAAAGAUGGGAAAAACUCUGUAUGGAUUUAAGAAGGAGGAAGCAGGUCAAAGGAUCUUACUAUCUUGGUGGCUUUGCAUCAGGAGAUGGUGGGUAUCUCUUCUUUGUUUACGAGGACAAGGCUAAAAUGAGACGUCCACCAGUAGUCCACCAGAGGCCUUUUCUCAGUCCCUUGCUUGGUUGAUUCCCAUCUUUCGUUUUCCGGGUAAAGCAGAAUCUUUGUGCUAGAAAUCCGUGUGAGAGAGAUCCGUCCUCAAAGUUCUUCCAGGGAAGAUUCAAACCAGGUGCUGAUGGCAAGAUGGAUCCUUUGACUAGAGGCUCCAGAAAUCAGAAGAGACAGAAUUAAAUUCCUGUCAAUAAAACUUUGGCCCAAAAGCCCAAUUUCUCAACCUGUCUUGAGGGUUGAGGAUCUCAGGUAUAAUCCACCUUUUGAAACCGAUGGCAUUUACCGCACUAUCCUUCUUUAUCUCUUUCUCGUCCUCCUUGCUUGUCCGAGUUUUCUACUUCUUCCUUCUGACAAGCUGCCUUUAAAAAAAAAAAAAUCAACAAACCAACUCUUUUCUCUUUGUCAUUUUGACAUUCUCUUCCUACCGAGACAGGAUUACUUCUCUCAAUUUUGUGCCUGCCAAAUAAUUUAGUUUAUGAGUGUUUUCUUUUGAAUCUAGGACAGACUUGGGCUUGAGAAAGCUGCAUUGGUUUUUUUUUUAAUGUUUUUUACCAUUUUUUUUUCUAUUGGCAAAGUGAAGUCUCCUGUCCUAUGAUUAUGGUAAAAGAGGGGACCUGGUUUAAAUAAAUGACAUCCACUGUUCACGAAGAGUACCACUGUGUGUGGAUAGUGGCCUGUUGUAGAGUUCUCCGUUUGGCAUUCCCACCUGUGUUAAGCAAUUGUGAGGACGAAUCGUGUUGUCUCUUUCUUGGUGCAUGGAAGAUUUCUUUUGAGGGCUAAAAUAACCCCGAACCGAAUUAAUUUCCAAGUCCCUGGUGGGAUGGCAACAUCUGGAGAUGUUUCCGAAAUGUCAUAGUUCUGAACCGCGAGCCAUAUCCACCGAAAGUGAGAUUUUAAAAUUGAAAACCUCUGUAACUGCGACUAAAGAUUAACUAACCCGCAAUUUUGGCAGUGAGGUCACUGCAAAACAGUUUCUGGAAAGCAAAUUCGGUCUUUUCCAAGAAAAUGGAGUCUCCAGAAGAAGAUCUACGUGAGAGAAAGAAGAUCUGAAGCCAGUGUCUGGGUUGGCUUCAGCUACAUCGUGCAUUUGGCGAUGGAUGGAGAUCCCAUUAAUUUGUAGAUCAUCAAGUUGCACCUUGAGAUAUGUUGAACACCUCAGGUACGAUAAGAAGCAAGUGGCCUCAAGAAGACAAAUCUGACCUGUUGCUACAAAUGGGAACCCUAAAUUGUAUCUAGAACUCACCCCAAAGAAGAAUAAGAAGGUUUGAAUAAAUAAGAAUUAAGUUUUGAAGGAAAAAUAUUUUCUUCCAGCCGAACGAAGAAAAAUCUAUGUUUACAACUCUGCAGAGGGCAGAAACAGAUCACCUUCACCCCUACACAUCCCAAAAUGAAGAUUUAGUGAUGGAGAAUCAACUGAAAAAAUAUUUUGGAAACUCUGCUUUUGAUGUCAGAGUUGAGAAACAAAAACAUCUGCUGGGGGACAGGGGUGUCUCAUUUUCAAAAAAACCAAUUUUUGCUUUGAAUAGAUUGGUCCUGGGUGAAAAAUAUUAAUUAAAAACAAGCCUAUGUUUAUGGACAAAAAAAAACAGAACUGUUCAAAAUAAAGGGUUCAUGAGUCCAUUUUGGAAGGGGCUGAAACACCAAUUCUGCAGUUUAGUUUGCUGAACUGAUUGUUAUUGUCGGAUUGAAAAAAGACCACCAAGAAAGCUAGAUUGCAGAGACCAACGUAGUGACGGUAUUAAAAAAAAAUUACAGAACUUACACUGACGGCGUUGUUGUCUUGACUUAGUAUAAGUUGCGUUUUCAUUUUCUUCACUGAUCAUCAGAUGAUAUCCUUUUGCGAAAAGUCCUGGAAAAAAAAUGCCAGGUUGGUGGAAUUAACUGAAUCAUCUGUUCAAAACUAGAAAAACAAACAAACAGGACCAUUUUGUUUAAGAAAGUGUGUAAAAAUCAGCAUUGUGUCUAUUUAGACUGCUGGCAGGAUAAAAAAAAAAAAAUCUGGAAUUUCUGGCCAUAUUUAAAUCAAUAUGCCCAAAGUCGCCUUGAACCGUGAAAUGGACAGCAAAUAAAUUUAAUUAUAAUAAUAAUAAUACAUACAUACAUACCAAAUAACUCAAUUCCUGCGGUCUGCUAUCCUUAAUCUUUAGAUGUUAAGGAGUUUUACGCCCAAUGCGUGGGAAAACAUCCUACAUCAGAAGACAGAGCCAAUUUUUUUUUGUGUGCAGUUUUGAAGACUCUUAUAUACCUGCAGUAUUAAAAAAAAAAAUUACCAGAAGAUUAUAAUGCAAAAAAGGAGCUUUUUUUUAUAAUAAAUGUUCUUGUCAGCAGCUGUGCCCCCCCAAACUGUAAGGAUUUUAGUCUGCAUGAGGUGGUUUUGAGACACCAGCAUUUUUCCUCCAUCUUUGAGCAGAGAAGACAAGAUCAGUUCAACAAGCGCAUAACCAAAGCCGACACACACACUGCCGUUUGCAUUCCAUUCUGCUGGGAAAUACUUGAAAUUAACUAAAUAGCCAUAACAAAUCUAUGCUGUUAACAGAAUUUUGAUUUUUAUCUUUUUUUUUUUUUUUUUGGUCUUUUUUGUUGUGCAUUUGCCAGUUGUGUAAGGAACCCAUUUUGUCUGUGUUCACGUGACACGUUUAACCAACCCAGUUACAGAAAACCGCUAUGUUCACACCUGCUUAAAUUUGUCAAUAUGAACUUAGAGGAAUUAUUCUGGUUUUGAAGUGUGCAAAUUCAUCUGGUGAGAUAAUACAUUCUGAGAAUUGUCUGAGCUGAGAAAAUGGAUGAAUUUGUUAUAUUAAAUCUUUUUGUGUGUGUGUGAACGCAGCCAGAAAGUAUGUCAUUGGUCCCUAAUAUGUUUCAUUGUCAAUGCUAUUUACAAAUUGUAUGUGGAAUAAUUACUUACAAACAGCAAACACUUUUGGAUAUUCAGUGUUCUGUACUAAUAAAACAGAACGAAAUGUUCCUUUUGUUUCAUCAUAUUCCAUAUGUGAUGGUGCAUUUAUUUAGGGGAAAGUUUUUUUCUAAGUGUCCCAUAGAACCUGGUUUAGUAAACUUUCUCGGUUUACUGCAUCUUGAACAUCUCAGUAAUUCUUUCAUGCCGUCCUUAGGUCAAAAGAAAUAACUUUAUUUCACUGGAAAUAAAAAGAAACUAAAAAUUGAAAGAAACAAAA
Crotalus tigris (Tiger rattlesnake) is the source of this 5415-nucleotide messenger RNA. It is a transcript of the gene GJC2, whose product is annotated as gap junction protein gamma 2. Gene Ontology annotation, cellular component: connexin complex. The transcript is spliced from 5 exons. The record is from RefSeq and is a predicted model, not a curated record. Lineage: Eukaryota; Metazoa; Chordata; Lepidosauria; Squamata; Viperidae. Bases 846 to 2108 code for a protein of 420 amino acids. Gene Ontology annotation, biological process: cell communication.